Eurypyga helias (sunbittern) is the source of this 1616-nucleotide messenger RNA. RefSeq names its product zinc finger protein OZF-like. The transcript is spliced from 4 exons. The annotation marks the transcript as partial. NCBI's taxonomy places the organism in Eukaryota, Metazoa, Chordata, Aves, Eurypygiformes, Eurypygidae. The record is from RefSeq and is a predicted model, not a curated record.
ACGACGCACGCGGGAAGACGGGGACGCCCUCCGGCCGCUCCGGCUCCGGGACGGUUAACGGCGGCGAUUCGGCCCGGAUUGGGUUGAAUAUCGUGGAUAAAAGCUCGGCUCGGUCCUCCAGCGUCGCCUCUUCCCUCUCCGACCUCCCGCUCUCGGAGUUCCAUGGCUUCCCGGCGUGCGAUCCCGACCUUCUCGCUCGGCCGGAGCGAGAACAGGAGGUUUGGAUCCCGGACAUCCCGAGCUCGGAGGAGGAGGAAGAACUGGCCAAACCCCUCUUGAGGCUGUGGCCGAGGAGAAGGAAACGCCGGAGAAGCUGCCGAGGUGACGGAAGCUUGUCCGGCUCCGACUCCUCUUACUCAGACGACGGCUGGACGAGUGAAACGGAGGAGGACAGCUCCCAGGAGGAAUUCGGAGUGCUGGGCAAAUCCCGAGGCGGCAUCUCCUCCGGCUAUGCCAAGAACGCCUUGGGAAGGAGAUCCUCGUCUUCCGGCCGCCGCGGGAGGAAGCCGAACGGCAAGGUUUCCUCGGGAAUACGCCGCCGCUCCUCCCUCACCCGGCACCAGCGGAUCCAUCUCGGGGAAAACCCUUUCUCCUGCUCCAAGUGCCGGAGAAACUUCCCGUCUGGCUCCGCCCUCAAGGAUCACCAGGAGACCCACUGCGCGGCCAAACCCUACAAGUGCCCCAGCUGCGAGAAACGCUUCGCCUCCGCCAAAUCCCUCAGGAACCACCGCAAGCGUCACCUGGAAAACCGGGUCUUCCGCUGCUCCGACUGCGGGAAAAUCCUCACUUCCAACUCGGCUCUGAUCGUUCACCGCCGGCUACACACCGGGGAGAAGCCCUACGCCUGCCCGGAGUGCGGGAGGAGGUUCAUAGCCAGCAAGUCGCUCAACAAGCACCGCAAGAAACACGGGGAAGAAGUCGUUUUCGUCUGCCCGGAAUGCGGGAAAAAACUCACUUCCAAGUCCACCCUCGUCAUCCAUCGCCGGAUACACACCGGGGAGAGGCCCUACGCCUGCCCCGACUGCGGGAAGAGCUUCAUGGCCAGCAAGUCGCUCAGCAAACACCGCAAAUCCCACAUGGAAGAGGGCACCUACAAGUGUCCCGAAUGCGGGGAAACCUUCCCCAAAAACUCCGCCUUCGUAGCUCACCUCAGGACGCACCGGGGCCAGGCCCCGUAUCCCUGCUCCAGCUGCGGGGAAGCCUUCUUGGAAUUCUCCUCUUUGGAGCAACACCGGAAGACACACGCGGUCGACAAACCCUUCCGGUGCUCCGACUGCGGCAUCGGCUUCAACCUCAACUCCGGCCUCCUCCUGCACCAGAGGAGCCACGCGGGACCCCGACCCUACGUCUGCUCCGACUGCGGGAAAGCUUUCCGGGAUAACGCCAGCCUCCGGCGGCACCAGCGGAUCCAUACCGGGGAGAAGCCGUACCGGUGCACCUACUGCGGGAAGAGCUUCCGGGCCAGCUCCACCCUCAUCAUCCACCAGCGGAUCCACACCGGGGAGAAACCCUACGAGUGCUCCAAAUGCUCCAAGUGCUUCAUGUCCAGCUCUUCCCUCAUGAAGCACAAGCGGACGCAUCUCCGCAAGGAGCUGCUGGUGGGGCCCAGCCAGUGA